AUGGUUUCUCUUCAUUGUCUUGCAGAUGUCUGCGUGGUGCCCAUCGGCACAGGGAAUGCUUCGGUUCUGGAUGAGGUUGCUGUGAUCACCAAAUUGGCCCGUGAGUCGCUGUUGGAAACCACGCUUCACUCGGCGGGCACCACUAUUGCCGGCCCGUGGUCAGAGGUAAUGGAAUUGAUUGGUCAAUUCCACGAGGUGCUCCAUGAACGUGGAGUGGUUCGGAUCCAGAGCGAUAUUCGUGUUGGUACUCGAACUGACAAGUCACAGAAACCCCAGGAUAAGAUCGAUGUGGUCGAGGCCAAACUUAAGGGUUUGUAG
Molecule: messenger RNA, 318 nt
Organism: Sungouiella intermedia
Lineage: Eukaryota; Fungi; Ascomycota; Pichiomycetes; Serinales; Metschnikowiaceae
Source: the annotation of a GenBank genome assembly